UCCUGGCCCCGGCGAACCUCCUGCUCGGAAACGCACGCCCAUCGAGAGCCCCAGCAAAUCGCCCGGCCGCUCCAGCAAAUCCGGUCUGGUACUCGCACAAGCUGCGAUGCGACUGUGCGGAAGCAACGCGGCGGGUCGCUGUGUCGCACAACAGCGCUGUCAUGCCGUCGCCGCCGCCGUCCUGCUCUCCUGCUGGGCGGCUAGCAGUUCACCGUGUGGGCCGCCAAGGCCGCCCGCCUUUGCGCCAUGCUCUGUCAGUCGAGCUGUAGCGUCGAAUCUUCGGCCGCCUCAAGUGCCAUCGCGCCGGGCUAAUCGCUUGCACCGCCCCCGGCUCGCGCCAGGAGGGAGACCUCAUAUAUCAUCGCACCGCAUGUCCUCGACCGCACCAACUGGGAAGACACAACGCCGGACGACGACGCUCGUGCACGUCUCUCACCGAGCGCGGAAAACAACGUGCAGCGGAAGGCCCUUGCUGCCUCGAUAUCGUUGCUGGGUUGCGUCUUGUGCCCGCCUCGGUUCAGAGCUCUGCGACUGGCGCUGUCAUACAAGAUGGGAGCCACCAACGCCAUCUUGUGCGCAGCGCAACCUUCAACUUGGUUUCAAGCCCCGCCGUCGUGUGCCCUAUCGUGUCUCCUGCCCUCCUCGUACCCCAUCCGCGGGCCAGGGCAACCCUGUUAACUCGACGCUUUCAGUAGCCUGGGAGUUUGACUACGUGCCCCACCGCCGUCUCGAAAGCGUGUCGGAUCAUGGAACCCGCCACCGGCUUUCUGGAAGUAUAUGAUGCGCUCUUGUUUUAUCGAACAUCAUCGCAUGUUCUUUGCCCUUUGGCCGACAAUUCUGCCUACACUGG
Messenger RNA from Trematosphaeria pertusa, 850 nucleotides. RefSeq lists its product as uncharacterized. The record is from RefSeq and is a predicted model, not a curated record. The transcript has a single exon. NCBI's taxonomy places the organism in Eukaryota, Fungi, Ascomycota, Dothideomycetes, Pleosporales, Trematosphaeriaceae. Bases 107 to 781 code for a protein of 224 amino acids.